Molecule: messenger RNA, 1356 nt
Organism: Penicillium malachiteum
Lineage: Eukaryota; Fungi; Ascomycota; Eurotiomycetes; Eurotiales; Aspergillaceae
Product: putative cyclin-dependent protein kinase complex component
Exons: 2
Coding region: 1-1356 (451 amino acids)
Biological process (GO): regulation of cyclin-dependent protein serine/threonine kinase activity
Cellular component (GO): nucleus; cyclin-dependent protein kinase holoenzyme complex
Molecular function (GO): cyclin-dependent protein serine/threonine kinase regulator activity; protein kinase binding
Source: RefSeq, a predicted model, not a curated record
AUGGGAUCCAUUCUAGCAGACCACGUGCCUCACGACAAGAUGUUCGGUAAUUCUCGAGAUUCUCGCGAUUCAACUCAUUUUUACGAAUCCGAGGGCCGCUCUAGAUCCAGCUCCAACACGACCCCCACCUCGACUACCGCCCCGCCACCCAUAUCUGCUCUUCCUGCCAACGAGUCCUCUUACUCCCACACAACCAUCCAUCCGCCAUCCAUGACCUCCAACUAUGCCCUUCCGUCCGAUCAUUCUGUCUAUUCUGCCUCUGAGACCCCGCAAGAUUCACACAGCCAUGUCACUCGGCCCAACAUGACCGCGCCACCCUACACUCAGUCGCCGGACUCGCCGCGUCUACAACCCACCCAUCGAUCCAUGCAAUCAUUAGGUGGUUCUGAGGCCAACUCCCCUAGCCGUAUUCGCGUUCGCAGUCUUUCCCACAUUCAGUCUCUCGCCAGUGAAGAAUUCCUGGCUCCCCCGCACAGAUCACAGGCCGGAUAUGGAUCGCAACGGCAGUUUGAAAUCAGCUCCAUGCCUGUCGGCGACAUCAUUGAAAUGGUCGCCGGGCUGCUCACCAAGAUCACUACAACCAAUGAUAUGCACCAUGAACAUGUUCAUCGUCAUAUUCCGCCGCCGGAAGGGACUACCAAUCUGAGCCCCCAAGCUACGAGUGUUCUCGCUUUCCAUGGAAAGAACGUUCCCAGCAUCACCAUUCUGAGUUACCUUACUCGAAUUCACAAAUAUUGCCCUACGACAUAUGAGGUUUUCCUGAGUCUGUUGGUCUAUUUCGAUCGGAUGACGGAUCUGGUGAACCGGGGACAAUUCCACGCACCCACCCAUCACUAUGAAUCAACAGUGGGCGAUCAUUCAAGCUCUUCCUCUGAUACAAUGGAUACAUCGGCCGACCGAACAAGACAAGAUUCUGCAAUAGUCACCCCUCCAUCCUCUGCCGGUAUGACCGCACAGGACCCGAACCUAAAUUCCUCCAUUUCACCAGCAUUAUACCCACAAGGAGAAGAUGAAAAUCUCUCCCACUUUUUCGUCGUGGAUAGUUUUAAUAUCCACCGCCUGGUCAUCGCAGGUGUGACCUGCGCAAGUAAAUUCUUUUCUGAUGUUUUCUACACAAACUCCAGAUAUGCAAAGGUUGGUGGACUUCCACUAGUGGAGCUCAACCAUCUAGAACUUCAAUUCCUCCUUCUAAACGACUUUCGCCUCGCCAUUCCAGUCGAGGAACUCGAGGCUUAUGGCACCAUGCUUGUGGAGUUCUAUGCUCGCGAGAUCGUCUCACAACAGCAGAACAGUGUCCCACGGCCUAUUCCAGGCUCGGGCACUGACUCCCCCCACAGAAGCUAUGUACAUGCGUAG